CAAAACAAGGAUUUACUGGCUUGUAUUUCCCUUAAUUGAAUACUGCAGAAGAUAAUCUGUCUCUCAACUUAAUUUGGUUCCCUGGACAGGCAAAUCUGGCUGGUUUUUUUAUCCAGACAUUUUCUUCAGUACUGCUAUCACAUUUUGCUUUCAGUAGUCCAAAAUUAGGUCAGAACUGUAACUCUGAUAAUAAUCGCCUAGUAACUGCUCACCUUUCUUAAUUCCUAUGAUAUUCUUUUUUAUAAAAUAAUGGUUCACUUUAUUCCUAAUCUGCCACCAUUUGGUUAUAAACCAUCCAACCAGAAAGGGAUACAACAAUGCACUUUAUCUCCGAAAUAAAAUGGCAAGGAUAUGGAGAAUUAGGUUCAUGUCUCCGAAAUUUUUAUACCCCAUCUCAAAUUAGACACUGCUGCAUAACAUAUUUCCUUUUCUCCGGUGAAAAGCAAGAAAAAGAUGCUUCAACAUGUAAAAGCUACAGUCCUUAGUGGCCAGCACCAUCCAAAUUAACUAUGGCCCUAAGGGUCCCUUCUUGCCUCUAAAGGAACUUGAUCGAUGGCAAAUUCUCAUAUCAUAUCAACUAAUCCUUGUACGUCACUCCCUUCUUUUAUGCUUUCUUUCUCUAGUCCCCAUGCACCUCACAUCCAACAAAACACAAACAAAAUACACCGGCCUUAUUCUAAACUGACAGAUUUUUCUCUUACCCGGGGUUGUCAAUAGUUGUUUUUCUUUCUCCUCCACUUCGAGUUCCAAUGGAGAUUUUUCAUUGCUUGUACUUCAGGAUUCUCUUGACCUUCACAUUCAUCGUAUCUGUGGUUGUGGCUACUAAUCCUUAUUCAGAGGCUCUCUUGAGCUUAAAAUCUGAGCUCAUUGAUGAUAGUAACAGCCUGGAUGAUUGGUCAGUGCCCCCCGGAGGGGACACAGGAGAGAAAGUCCAAGCAUGUUCUUGGUCUGGUGUCAGAUGCAACAAGAAUUCCACAGUUGUUAUUGCUUUAGACCUGUCUAUGAAGAAUCUUGGUGGUGAAUUAUCAGGGAAGCAAUUUAGUGUCUUCACUGAGCUUGUUGAUCUCAACUUCAGCUACAACUCAUUCUCAGGGCAGCUUCCAGUGGGAAUCUUUAACCUCACUAAUCUAAAAAUCUUGGAUAUCAGCAGAAACAAUUUUUCUGGCCAGUUUCCAGAGGGAGUCUCAGGUCUUCGAAACCUGGUUGUACUUGAUGCCUUCAGCAACAGCUUUUCUGGGCCGUUACCAGUUGAAGUUUCCCAGCUUGACCAUCUCAAAAUUCUCAAUCUGGCUGGGAGUUACUUUGAUGGUCCAAUCCCAUCAGAGUAUGGUUCUUUCAAGAGCCUUGAGUUUAUUCACCUGGCAGGUAACUUCCUCGGUGGUACCAUACCACCAGAACUAGGCCAACUCAAGACAGUGACCCAUAUGGAGAUUGGCUACAAUUCAUAUGAAGGAAGUGUCCCAUGGCAAUUGAGUAACAUGAGUGAGCUUCAGUAUCUUGAUAUAGCUAGUGCCAAUCUAUCUGGCCCAAUACCAAAGCAACUCUCCAAUCUCACCAAGCUUGAAUCACUAUUUCUCUUUAGAAACCAGCUCACUGGAUCGGUCCCCUGGGAGUUUGGAAAAAUUGUGCCUCUUGCAAGCUUAGAUCUUUCUGAUAAUCAUCUUUCUGGGCCUAUACCUGAGAGCUUUGCAGAGUUGAAGAAUCUCAAGCUGCUAAGCCUUAUGUACAAUGAAAUGAAUGGAACUGUUCCACAAGGCAUUGGUCAGCUUCCUUCGCUGGAAACUUUCCUUGUAUGGAACAAUUUCUUCUCUGGGUCACUUCCACGGGACUUGGGCAGGAACUUAAAGCUAAAAUGGGUGGAUGUUUCCACCAACAAUUUCAUCGGCAGCAUUCCGCCGGAUAUUUGUGCCGGAGGGCUAGUAAAACUGAUCCUGUUUUCGAAUAACUUUUCGGGCAGGCUUUCACCAUCCAUCUCCAAUUGUUCUUCGCUUGUGCGUCUACGAAUCGAAGACAAUUCCCUCUCCGGUGAGAUACCUCUUAAAUUCAGCCAGCUUCCUGAUAUCACAUAUGUAGACCUUUCCGGGAACAAGUUUUCCGGUGGGAUUCCCACGGAUAUCUCUCAAGCUUCCAGUCUGCGGUACUUCAAUAUCUCCAAUAACCCAGGGCUUGGAGGUAUGAUCCCAGCAAAAACAUGGUCUUCGCCACUUCUCCAAAAUUUCUCAGCGUCAGCGUGUAAUAUCUCAGGCAAUCUUCCUCCAUUCCACUCCUGCAAAUCUGUUUCAGUUAUUGAGUUGCACACGAACAACCUAGCAGGAAGUAUCCCUGGAAGAGUGUCUGAUUGCCAAGCUCUUAGGAAGAUGGAUUUAGCUUUUAAUAAGUUUACUGGUCAUAUACCAGAAGACCUGGCAAGCCUUCCAGAUUUAAGUGUCCUAGACUUGUCACAUAAUAACUUCAGUGGUCCGAUACCAGCAAAGUUUGGUGCUUCUUCAAGCUUAGUGCUUCUAAACGUGUCUUUUAAUGAUAUCUCUGGUUCCAUUCCAUCCAACAACGUGUUUAGAUUGAUGGGCAGCAAUGCUUAUGAGGGAAAUCCAAAGCUAUGUGGAGCACCCCUGAAACCAUGUUCUGCUUCGAUCGCAAUAUUCGGCAGCAAGGGCACAAGAAAGCUUACAUGGGUUCUGCUACUCUGUGCAGUGUUGAUUGUAUUAAUUGUGGCAUCAAUCUUGGGGAUAUUCUACUUCCGGAGAGGAAGUAAAGGUCAAUGGAAAAUGGUCUCCUUCAGUGGACUCCCCCGAUUCACAGCAAAUGAUGUUUUGAGAAGCUUUAGUUCCACGGAAUCAAUGGAAGCAGUGCCAGUAGACUCUAGUUCAGUUUGCAAAGCCGUGCUGCCUACAGGAAUAACAGUUUCGGUGAAAAAGAUCGAACUGGAAACAAAGAGAAUGAAGGAAGCCACAGAAUUUAUGACACGACUAGGUGUUGCAAGACACAAGAAUUUGAUUAGAUUGCUAGGAUUUUGCUACAACAAGCAACUAGCUUAUGUCUUGCAUGAUUAUCAGCCUAAUGGUAACUUGGCUGAAAAAAUCACUUUGAAGAGAGAUUGGGUGACCAAGUACAAACUCGUCAUUGGCAUUGCUAGGGGACUGUGCUUCCUUCACCAUGACUGUUACCCAGCAAUUCCUCAUGGAGAUUUGAAGAUGAGUAACAUAUUGUUCGAUGAAAAUAUGGAGCCUCAUUUAGCUGAAUUUGGGUUCAAGUACCUUGCGGAAAUGACUAAAGGCUCGUCUCCUGCAACAAUUUCCAUGAGAGAAACAGGCGAACUCAACAGCGCUAUAACAGAGGAGCUCUGCAUGGACACAUACAAAUUUGGGGAGAUCGUUCUGGAAAUCCUGACUAAUGGCAGAUUGGCAAAUGCAAGAGGGAGCAUACAGAGCAAGCCUAAGGAGGUGCUUCUAAGAGAAAUAUAUAGCGAGAACCAAACUGGCUCUGCCGAUGCAAAACGAGAGGAAAUAAAACAGGUUUUUGAAGUUGCUUUGCUCUGCAUGAGAAGUAGGCCAUCUGAUCGACCAUGCAUGGAAGAUGCACUGAAACUUCUAUCAGGGUUGAAGUCGCAAGUAAAUUAACAGAAAUAUCGAAACCAAAGGACUAUACUGAGCAUUUCACAAUGCCACAUAUAUUGAUAGAUAUGACUUGUAGCUAAUUCAUAUGAGUGUCUGUUUGUGUUUAAUUAUCAUACCUAGCUUGUUCCCGCGGAGAUUAUUGGAAAUAUUUUGCCGUAAUAUAGUGGCCUUUAGGUUUGUGUAUUCUUAAAGAAUCUUAUAGAUGUUAACUACAUGGUACUUAUUUUUUUCCAUGCAUGAUGUAAAACUAUUGGCAUUAAAACACCGUGCGUUUCCUUA
Molecule: messenger RNA, 3893 nt
Organism: Populus euphratica (Euphrates poplar)
Lineage: Eukaryota; Viridiplantae; Streptophyta; Magnoliopsida; Malpighiales; Salicaceae
Product: leucine-rich repeat receptor-like protein kinase TDR
Exons: 2
Coding region: 750-3617 (955 amino acids)
Biological process (GO): protein phosphorylation
Molecular function (GO): ATP binding; protein binding; protein kinase activity
Source: RefSeq, a predicted model, not a curated record